Messenger RNA from Mytilus trossulus (common blue mussel), 2291 nucleotides. Its product is annotated as lysosomal aspartic protease-like. Bases 102 to 1301 code for a protein of 399 amino acids. Gene Ontology annotation, molecular function: aspartic-type endopeptidase activity. The transcript has 9 exons. The record is from RefSeq and is a predicted model, not a curated record. NCBI's taxonomy places the organism in Eukaryota, Metazoa, Mollusca, Bivalvia, Mytilida, Mytilidae. Gene Ontology annotation, biological process: proteolysis.
UCAGAUAACGCAUCACGUGAACAUUUUAUCACAUGAUUUGGUUCGAUUUAUAAAAGUCCUUGUCAGCCGGUAUCUUUCUUUGCAUUUACUGGAAUCUCACCAUGAAGGCAUUAAAUAUUUGUUUGUGCAUCCUUCUUGUUACCGUUUGCAGUGCAUUACAGAGAAUCAAAUUGAAGAAGUUUAAGACAGUGAGAAGAACUUUAGCCGAAGUUGGCACAUCCAUAAAAGCUUUAGAAUGGAGAUAUGGCUCAGACCAAAUCAGAGGACCAUCUCCUGAACCCCUGGUAGACUAUAUGGAUGCACAAUAUUAUGGUCCAAUCACAAUAGGAACGCCACCACAGACCUUUAAUGUUAUAUUUGACACUGGAUCAUCUAACUUGUGGGUACCAUCAAAGAAAUGUCAUGUCACUGACAUUGCUUGUUUAUUGCACCAGAAAUAUGACAGCACAAAGUCAAGUACUUAUGUCAAGAAUGGAACUGCCUUUUCUAUAAGAUAUGGAACAGGAAGUUUGACUGGUUUCCUAAGCACUGAUUCAGUAACAAUUGGAAGCAUCACUGUGAAAGGUCAGACUUUUGCUGAAGCAGUAACCCAACCAGGAAUUACAUUUGUUGCAGCCAAAUUUGACGGUAUUUUAGGAAUGGCCUAUGAGAGAAUUUCCGUAGAUGGUGUUACUCCAGUUUUCUAUAACAUGGUUAAACAGAAUUUGGUGCCAGCACCAAUCUUUUCAUUUUACUUAGACAGAGAUCCCACUGCAAAAGAAGGUGGAGAGUUACUCCUUGGAGGCAGCGACCCAAAGUUAUACAAAGGAAACUUCACAUACGUUCCAGUCACAACACAAGCAUACUGGGAGUUCAAGAUGGACGGAAUCAUGAUGAAUGGAAAACAAUCCGAUUUCUGCUCAGGAGGAUGUAAGGCUAUUGCUGAUACAGGUACCUCCCUUUUAGCUGGACCUGUUGAUGAGGUCACAAAACUCAACGAGAUGAUUGGAGCUAAACCAUUGGCACAGGGAGAGUAUGUAGUUGAUUGCAGCAAAAUUGACAGCCUUCCACCAAUAAGCUUUGUUUUGGGAGGAACAACCUUUACCCUUACAGGAAAAGAAUACAUUCUUCAGGUUUCACAGGCAGGGACAUCAAUUUGUCUCAGUGGAUUUAUAGGACUUAAUGUUCCUUCCCCCUUGGGACCCCUUUGGAUUUUAGGGGAUGUUUUCAUUGGUCCCUUUUAUACUGAAUUUGAUCUUGGAAAUAAUAGAGUAGGGUUUGCACAAACCGUACAACCCACCCGAAAAUGGAAUUUGCAUUAAAUGUAUUUGACCCAGUAUACAUCUGCCAGUGACAAUAGAAUGAACAAUUUAUUUAGAAAAUCCUGGACAAGUUUAUUUGAUGCAAAUUUCAAAAACCUACACAACCCUUUUACUAACAGUUUAUAAUAAAUUUACUGAUUAUUGUCUUGAAGCUAAAUGUUGUCAAAAAUCUUGUUCAUGUAACACUUUUGACCAUUUUAAAAUAUUUAAAGACCAAAAAGAACUUUAAAAUAAAAAUUUCGAUGAAAAAAAACCCCCAAAAAUCAGUAUAUUUAUCAUACAUUUUAAAAGCAUGCAGUGUUUAAAAGAGAUGUUAGAUUAGCAACAUAGAUAUAUUUAUUUUAUUAUUAAGCUGUAAUCUAGAUGUAAAUGUUGAUCUAAAAGAUCCAGGCUGUAUUGUAUGGUUAUUUCAUACUAAUUAACAGAAUUUAUAAAUACUAAAAAUUGCUAGCAAAUUGUAUGUUGCGACUAACAACAACUUAGCUUAUUGGAUGAUUGUAAAACAAUCAAUUCAAACAUUUUUGCAUUAUUUUGAGGGAAUUUCAUUAAUGUUGAUAACAAUUUAAUAAUUUCUUACUGAAAGAUUAUUUGGGCUUCUUUGCAUAAUGCUUAUUGUGGUAGAUCUGUAAAAAUGAUUUUUGAAGUGAUCUCGUUCAUAAAUGUCUAUUGUUUUCCCUUUUUAUAUUUCAUGUUUGUAUAUUUGUGAGUUUUUACAUACAUAUAUUUUUGUUUCUGGAUAGUGACAUAAAUUAUCCAUGCAAUGCAGAAGAAUGCAGUUUUAUAAAGCAAAAAUGUUACUUAAUAGCUCUUUAAUUUUUUUUUAAAGGGGAUUGAGUUCUCAAGUUUUUUAGAAAAAAAGAAUCUCUGGAAACUUCAAAAGUUUUUAACUAAUUUUUAAAACUUGAAAUUGUGAAUUAUACCUUUGUUUACUUCCAAUUACAUAAGCAUUCCAAUAAAUUUUAUAAUCUAAGACUAAGCUGUUUUUUUUUU